Molecule: messenger RNA, 726 nt
Organism: Colletotrichum fioriniae
Lineage: Eukaryota; Fungi; Ascomycota; Sordariomycetes; Glomerellales; Glomerellaceae
Source: RefSeq, a predicted model, not a curated record
AUGUUGACUCUGCGAUUCAUCGUCGCCGUUGGAGCUUCGUGCCUCUUGAGGCUCGCUGGCGCGCAGUCGUUGGCUGAUGCUCCACAGUGUUCUGCAAUGAGCCGGCCUGCAUUUGCCAACCAGUCACAAGCGGAGUUAUGUGUCGAUGAAGGCUUCAACAACUUUGUCGGGGGUUGCGUACAACAAGGAUGUAGCGUGGUCGAGUCCCUCAUGAUACCACAAGGCCUGGGACUUGAUAUCUGGGUUCUCCACGAUUAUCAAAUUACCACCUUUCUCAGGUACCUCUUAAUGGUCCAAACACUCUACAUCUUCGUCCUCUCCAUCGUAAAGGCAUCUAUUCUCCUGUUCUUCCUCCGCAUCUUUCCGGACAAGAAAUUCAGGAUCGCAGUCUGGUGGACGCUGGCCUACGACCUCUUUGUCGGAUUCAUAUUCAUCGUCUUCAGCUUCGUCCAGAGACAGCCAACAUGGCUCAUCUGGGAGGGCUGGCGUGACAAGGAACCUCGUGGUGUCAUUCUCGACCUCAACAAAAUGGGAUUGUCACAUGGCGGCAUGAACAUCGCGCUCGAUGUCUGGAUGCUCAUUCUGCCAUUGACGCAGCUUUACAAGUUGAAUCUCAAGACGAAGAAGAAGCUCGGAAUUAUUGCCAUGUUCAGUGUCGGUAUAUUUCAGUAUCGUCCGCCUUCGCAGCCUGAUAUCAUUCGCGACAUCGGCGAAUGCGACAGCUGA